AUGUUAAAUGCUCCUAAUGACCGUGCACUUUUUGGUGUAAAUGUGUUGAUGAUCACUACAACCGAUUCAAAUGUUUUGAGAACACCACCCGGAGUAGUAGGAAUACCAUCUGCAGCGAAAAGGCCGAUUGGAGGAUUCCGAGGUGCUUUGACGGGAUUCGCAUUCGGUUUGGCAGCUGCUAGUGCGUUUGGAUUCGCAUACCUUUUGCAAGAUUACAGAAAAGCGAGUAAAGCAAUGGCAAUAUCUGUGCAAGAACUUGAAGAGAGUACUGAAAAGGUGAUGCAAGUGUAUGCGAGAGUAUCAACGAUCGAAGAAAGACUAGCCAAAAUAGAACGAAUUGCAGGAUCAAAAGAAGAAAUGAGAAGGAGAAAUAGUGAUCUAGUUCGUGUUUAUGAUGCUUUACACGAAGACGUUUAUGAUGUCAAGAGGAAGCUAUACGAUAUCGAACAAGAUGUCAAUCGGUUUUUUGGAUCUUCUUCAUCUAGGCGAGCUAAUGGCCGGAUAGUGUAAUUAUUCAAUUUGUUUCUGUAAUAUGUAUUCAUAUGGUUG
Messenger RNA from Meira miltonrushii, 549 nucleotides. RefSeq lists its product as uncharacterized. The record is from RefSeq and is a predicted model, not a curated record. The transcript has 3 exons. NCBI's taxonomy places the organism in Eukaryota, Fungi, Basidiomycota, Exobasidiomycetes, Exobasidiales, Brachybasidiaceae. Bases 1 to 510 code for a protein of 169 amino acids.